This is a messenger RNA of Chilo suppressalis (striped riceborer), 915 nucleotides long. Lineage: Eukaryota; Metazoa; Arthropoda; Insecta; Lepidoptera; Crambidae. The record is from the annotation of a GenBank genome assembly.
GUCAAAACUCGUGCUCUGGCGUCUGAUAUAAAUAAAUCAGCGGUGUUGUUUUUACAAAAAUAAACAUUUAUUAACUAAAUGUGUAAUUAGCAAAUUAGGUACAUUGUACAAAAAACCUACUGCGAUGAUUUCAAGGAGCUUUAAUCGCCACCCUUUAAAAUUAGGUUUCACAUUUAGAAGACAUAAUUCAACAGCACCAGCUCAAUUACAGGAGACCACAAGUGAAGAUGUUACACCGCUAAAAAUCAAUCCUUUGGAACAUCCUGACUAUUUUCAAGUUCAUAAUUUAUUUACAGUAAAAGAUUUAUUCGAUGCUCGUGUACACUGUGGCCAUAAAGAAGGAUCACUUAAUGACUAUAUGCGACCUUAUCUUUAUGGAUCAAGACUUGGCCAUUUAAUGUUUGACUUGGAUAUUACAGCCAAACACCUUCGAAGAGCACUUAAUUUUACUGCUCAUAUUGCUUAUAGAGGUGGUAUUAUUUGUUUCUUCAACAGAAAUGCACUAAAUUGUCACACAGUAGAAAAAACCGCCAAAGAAUGUGGAGAAUAUGCACACACUAGGUUUUGGAGAGGAGGUAUAUUUACAAAUGCUAAUCAUCAGUUUGGUGCUGUUACAAGACUUCCAGAUCUUUGCAUCUUUCUGAAUACUCAAAAUAAUAUACUCAAUCAACAUACAGCUGUGAGAGACAGUGCAAAGAUGCUUAUUCCUACUAUUGGUAUUGUAGAUACGAACUGCAAUCCGAAUCUAAUCACUUAUCCAGUGCCAGGAAAUGAUGAUACACCAGUAGCUAUAGAGCUAUAUUGUAAGUUAUUUAAAGAAGCUAUUUUAAGGGGCAAAGCAGAGAGAGUAAAGUUUUUACAAGAAAAUGCUUAAUAUCAAUAAAGAGAGAAAAUUUUGAAGAUAAAUAAAUAGAG